Messenger RNA from Trifolium pratense (red clover), 583 nucleotides. RefSeq lists its product as uncharacterized. The transcript is spliced from 3 exons. Lineage: Eukaryota; Viridiplantae; Streptophyta; Magnoliopsida; Fabales; Fabaceae. Bases 86 to 331 code for a protein of 81 amino acids. The record is from RefSeq and is a predicted model, not a curated record.
UAGAGAAAAACAAAAAAUAGGUUUUGUAGAGAGGUGAAGAACAGAAUAGUUCAGACCGGAGUGAGAUCAACAAAGAGGAGGAAAAAUGGUACUAAGCGCGACGGCGAUCGGAGCUUUAUUGGGUUUGGGAACUCAGAUGUACUCCAACGCUCUCCGCAAACUCCCUUACAUGCGCCAUCCGUGGGAACAUGCAAUUGGAAUGGGAUUGGGCGUUGUGUUCGUGAAUCAGCUUCUCAAAUGGGAAGCUCAAGUUGAACAAGACCUUGAUAAGAUGCUUGCAAAAGCUAAAGCCGCUAAUGAAAGACGUUACAUUGAUGGAGAUGACGAUUAGUGCAUGUUUUCAAGGAUUGCAGCAGUUGGUGAAAAUAAUGUAAUGCAAUGUAUGUGUUACCUUUGUUGUAUGGUGUCAUGUUGCUAUGUUUGUAAAGCUGUUGUGCCAUUUCCUGCUGAUCAAUCUAUUUUUGUCACAAGCCUCAGCAGGAGUGAAUCUUUUUAGACAAUGUUAUGGGCUUAUGACAUCAUUAACAUUAUGAAUCAAUUUGAUAACUUCUUUGGUUUAUUAUCACAGUAACUGUGACAUCAA